AGUGCGCUCGCCACAUCCCUUCGGCCUCGCGGGAGCGGUCUGUCUCCCACAGCUUGGACAGGGAGAAACCGCAGCUGUGCAGUGGCUGUGGAGUAGUGCCUAGGAAAUCGCACAGUUGGAUAGGGACCCGGGCAGGGAGCGGCGGCGCCCGUCGCCCGAGCGCCGCGCUCACCCGCGGGGACGCAGCAUCGCCGCGGCUGCGGACGCGCCCGCCCCGCCGCGCUCCCGCCGGCGCCGCCGGCCCCGCGGACCGUGGGCGCACGGCGAGCCCUCGGCGCCCGCCGCAGUCCCGGAGCCGCCGGCGCUCGCGGCCGCUGCCGGCAAACUUGUCCCCAGCCCACGUGCUAGCGAGGCGCCUCGCCGCCCCGGCCCGGCAUGGAGCGCCGCGUCUAGGCAAGCCGCACCGUCCGAGACCGCGGUGGGCGCCGGCUACUUGGAUGAGCCCUUCAGUUCCCUGACUUUGGGAGGCGCCUCUCCCCGCCCCGACCGCCCAGAUGCAGUUUCGCCUCUUCUCCUUUGCCCUCAUCAUCCUGAACUGUAUGGAUUACAGCCACUGCCAAGGCAGUCGAUGGAGACGCAGUAAGCGAGCUAGUUAUGUGUCAAAUCCCAUAUGCAAGGGUUGUUUGUCUUGUUCAAAGGACAAUGGGUGCAGCCGAUGUCAACAGAAGUUGUUCUUCUUUCUGCGAAGAGAAGGCAUGCGCCAGUAUGGAGAGUGCCUGCAUUCCUGUCCAUCCGGCUACUAUGGACACCGAGCCCCAGAUAUGAACAGAUGUGCAA
Messenger RNA from Hyaena hyaena (striped hyena), 777 nucleotides. RefSeq names its product R-spondin-2. The annotation marks the transcript as partial. The transcript is spliced from 3 exons. NCBI's taxonomy places the organism in Eukaryota, Metazoa, Chordata, Mammalia, Carnivora, Hyaenidae. The record is from RefSeq and is a predicted model, not a curated record.